AUGGCCUUGAACGAUGGCCUCGCCAGGUUCAAGCUGCAGCAGGAGAGGAACCAAGCGGCUCUAUCCGCCAUCGCCGCAGCAAAAACUUCUUCAUCAUCAUCAUCCACCAGGCCGUCGCCGUCCCAGCAGCAACCCGGUGCAGCUCCAACUCCAAGGCCGGCGGCUAAACCAUCGCCGCCAUUGGCCGCCGGAGCACAGAUCAGAUUCUCCGAUGACACAGCACGCCUACAGAAGAUCAAUGAAGUUAGGAGGUCCCCCGUCGGAAAACAGAUCAGAGAUGUCAUCGCGCUGCUCGAGAGGACGAGGGAAGCUCUCACGGCGCACCAGAUAAACGAGAAAACCUACGUCGACAUCGAUGGCGCCAUCGCCGAGCGCCUGAGGAACAACCCCAAGGUGCGCUUUGACGGGGAGCGCUACUCGUACAAGCGCACGCACGACGUCAGGGGCAAAGACGAGCUGCUCUCGCUCGUCGGAAGCUUCCCCGACGGCCUCCCGGCGUCGGAGGUGGAGGACGCGUAUCCAUCCGUGCUGGAAGACCUGCAGGCCCUGAAAUCUUCAGGCGACAUCUUUUUGCUGCCGGUCGAGAGAGACAUGAUUGCCUACCCGGAUGACCCGAGGUCGAGGAUGGAGGUGGACGCCGAGCUCAAGAAGAUGUUCCACGACAUCAAGCUGCCGGUAAACAUGGUGGACGUCGAGAAGGAGCUCCGGAAGAACGGCGAGAAGCCGGCCACCGACACGGCCAAGAGGCGUGCCGCUGAGCAGAUCCAUGGCCGGCAACCGGAGCCGGAGAAGGCCAGGAAGAAGCCGCGCGGGAUCACCAGCAGGACCAAGCUCACCAACGCUCAUCUCCCGGGACUCUUCGACCUGCCUGUAGAUAAUAAGGACUCGAAAGAUUUCAUCUGA
Molecule: messenger RNA, 903 nt
Organism: Triticum aestivum (bread wheat)
Lineage: Eukaryota; Viridiplantae; Streptophyta; Magnoliopsida; Poales; Poaceae
Exons: 2
Coding region: 1-903 (300 amino acids)
Biological process (GO): transcription initiation at RNA polymerase II promoter
Cellular component (GO): transcription factor TFIIE complex
Molecular function (GO): TFIIH-class transcription factor complex binding
Source: RefSeq, a predicted model, not a curated record